Messenger RNA from Morchella importuna, 1740 nucleotides. RefSeq lists its product as uncharacterized. NCBI's taxonomy places the organism in Eukaryota, Fungi, Ascomycota, Pezizomycetes, Pezizales, Morchellaceae. The transcript is spliced from 4 exons. The coding region runs from base 1 to 1740 and encodes 579 amino acids. The record is from RefSeq and is a predicted model, not a curated record.
AUGUCUGCUACGUCUGUUGAUGUUGUAAUUGUAGGGGCCGGUCCCUUUGGAAUCAUUGCUGCAAAAACAUAUCUCGAACUCAACCCCACGGCUCUACUAACGAUUCUCGAAACCGACACCUCUUUGGGAGGAGCAUGGAGCAAGACCCGAAUCUAUUCAGGGAUGUACUCACAGUCUCCCCUGGGGAUGAUUGAGUUCAGUGAUGCGCCCAUGAAACCAACGAAGGACCAGUUUCAUGGAUAUGUCCCAGCACAACAUGUCUGUGAGUACCUGGAAGAGUACACAAAAACGCACGUCUACAGCGGCCGUGACAUCGAGAGCCGAAUACGCUUCGACAGCCGUGUCACCAGCAUCAGGAAGGUACGGAAUACAAACUCCGUGAGGAACUCUUGGGUUGUGUGUACCGACAAAGGCGAUGUCAUCACAAGCGACAAGCUUAUGCUCGCAACCGGUAUCACCUCAAAACCAAACAUACCAGUAUUUGAAAAUGAGGGAUUCACACCGCCCAUGCUGCAUACCAAAGAUUUGGCACGUCUAGCACCUUCGUUCGUGGAGUCGGAGGGCAUUCGGAAUGUGGUAGUGCUAGGAGGAUCAAAGUCUGCAUUCGAUGCGGUUCACAUGUUUCUGUCAGCGGGGAAGAACUUGCAGUGGAUCAUCAGAGAUAAGGGUUCUGGGCCAGCGGGGAUGAGUGCGCCUGAUAGUGCGCCGGUGUAUUAUGAUAAUGCGCAUCAGAUAUUGGCAACUAGGUUGAUGUCGAAACUGAGUCCAUGUAUUUUUGAGCCGAGGGACUCAUGGAUGAAGUUCUUUCAUCAGACGAAAGUGGGAAGAUGGAUUACAGACAGGGUGUGGAGUAGCAUGCAGUCGAGGUGGAUAAGAGCGGCCAAGUAUGAGCGAAGUGAUAACAUGAAUAGACUGAGACCCCAGCUUCCGAUAUUUUGGAGUUCCGACAAUGUCGGCGUCUCUAAUACGCCCGGUUUCUGGGACACAAUUUCAUGCGCCAAAGUACACCGAACGUCAAUAUCAAAGCUAGUCGAUUCAUCUAUCCUCCUCCAAAAUGGUGGAUCUCUCCCUUGUGACCUCCUUGUAAUGUCUACAGGAUGGGACAUAACCUUCCCCUUCUUCACCCCUGAGGAUUCCGCCGCCCUGGGUCUUCCAGUGCCGAUAUCCUUCCAGUCCAUGGUCGAUGCCAAGAAAUGGGAGCAUCUUGAAGCUGCUGCCGACGAGAAGAUCAUCUCGAUGUUCCCGCGCCUGCGAUCGCCACCAGAUUACUACCGGCAACCGCCAAGCACGACACAAUUCUAUUUAUACCGCGGGAUGGUAUCACCGCACGAGGUGGCAUCGGGCGACAACUCUAUCGUCUUCCUGGGGCAGGUGGGCGCAGCGCAGUCGUUCCAGAUUGCGGAGACGCAGAGUAUCUGGGCUGCUGCGUAUCUGAUGGGGGAUCUGCAGCUGCCUGAUGUGCGUGAGAUUGAGAAUGAUAUCGCACUGACGAAUGUGUGGAGGCGGAGGAGAUAUCUCUCGGUCGGUGAGAGGAAACCGACUUUUAUGCAUGAUGAACUUGCGUAUGUAAGCAUGCUGCUCCGAGACCUCGGCGUAAACCACCUGAGGAAAGGUGGGUGGAGGGAGAUGGUACAGCCGUACUGCAACAAGGACUACCAGGGGAUGCUUGACGAGUAUAUGAGGAUUCGGGCAAAACAGGAGGACUAUAAUAGUAAUAUCAAGCUGAAUAUGGGAGUGUAA